GAUUUGGAGGGGGAUGCGAGAGAAGCGGGGGAGGCAGGGAAGGAGGAAGGUUGCGAAGGAUGUGUGUAGCGAACCAGAGAUGCAGAUUAUGGUGGACAGUGGGGCCGAGGACUGAUAAUGUGACUGGACGAUGACAGCGAGGGCAGCCGAACAGAGAUUCGAGGAUUUGAGCUUUAUGGUUCAUGGGGACCUUUAAAGAACAUUCGCAUCAUUUCUCACAUUUUUUAAUGUUGACAUAACAUCUUUAUUUCAUCCGCGCGGGAUUGACAAUGACAUGUUGUAUUCAUCCGCGUCAUUUUAACACAAACAUCGAUGUUUUCUUCAGUUAUUUUUCUCUUUGGCUCUCCCUUUUUUAAUGCUUUCGUUAUUAGAACUACCAUAGCAUGUAGCCUGUUUUUGCGUUCAACUCCCGAAGAGCCGAACAAGGUGCAAUAGGAAGUGAAUGUGUUGGAUGCGGUGAUUUAAAAAAACCUUCGAUUCAAGACAGCAGCUUUGGAAAAUUUAAUUGAGCACGGAAAUUAAAAUGGUAAGGAGAAUAUUACAUCCGCUUAUUCGGUCUCGGAGUCUAUUGUGCGAUUAAGAAAGAACGAAAACUGUUGACCUAAAAGCGAUCAAAUAACUGAAAAUUAUUACUCGCGCACCUAGACGUUGGUCGUUGUGAGUUUUAAGAGCUAUGCUGCAUUAAUUUUUACGCCACCCAACGCACAAGGAUAGUUGCAGCGUAUAAAAAUACAGUUGCAGAGCAGAUAGCUAUUCUAAAAUGGAGGCAUCGUGUGUUCGCUGGUUGGUGUUCUUUUGGACAGUCGCCGGCCUGUUCUUGGACACGAGCUCCGGCUCCCAUUCCGACGAUCCGAACCUCUCCGGCCACCUCUCCAUCCGCGUUCCCCUGCGGCAAGGCCUCCCCUCCGACCCACCGCCAGUGCCGCGGAAGCCCACCCGCAGGGCGUCUAGGAAACGCAGAGGAGCCCUGGGCAUUAAUUUCGUGGACAUGAUUGACAAUCUCCGUGGGAAGUCCGGACAGGGCUACUACGUGGAGAUGGCCGUGGGCACCCCGCCGCAGAAGUUGAACAUCCUGGUGGACACCGGCAGCAGCAACUUUGCCGUGGGAGCUGCCGCUCACCCUUUCCUUCGAAGAUACUACCACCGCUCGCUCUCCAGCUCCUACCGGGACCUUGGCCGGAGCGUGUACGUGCCCUACACGCAGGGCCGCUGGGAGGGCGAGCUGGGCACCGACCUGGUCUCCGUGCCCCAUGGCCCCAACGCGUCUCUGCGUGCCAACAUCGCCGCCAUCACCCAGUCCGACCGCUUCUUCAUCAACGGCUCCAACUGGGAGGGCAUCUUGGGCCUGGCCUACGCCGAGAUCGCUCGGCUGGAACUUCAACAGAGUCAUUGCUCAGAGGGCGCUCAGAACAGUCUACAUCAUCUCAAUUCCACCUUCCAUAGAGAAAAGCCUGAUGAAACUCUGGAGCCGUUCUUUGACUCCCUGGUGCGACAGACUUCUGUGCCCGACCUGUUCUCUCUGCAGCUCUGUGGCGCUGGCUACAGUCAGAACUACAGCCUCGGCAGUGCUACUGUGGGGGGCAGCAUGAUCAUCGGGGGCGUGGACCCCUCCUUGUAUGUGGGCGACCUGUGGUAUACACCUAUUCGCCGGGAGUGGUACUAUGAGGUCAUCAUUGUGCGCAUCGAAGUCAAUGGUCAGGACCUCAACAUGGACUGCAAGGAGUAUAACUACGAUAAGAGCAUUGUGGACAGCGGGACCACCAACCUGCGGCUCCCCCAUAAGGUGUUCCAGGCUGCCGUCAAGGCCAUAGAGGCGGCCUCUUCGACGGAGCAGUUCCCCUCAGGGUUCUGGUUGGGGGAACAGCUGGUAUGCUGGCAGGCUGGCACCACCCCCUGGCACAUCUUCCCCGUCAUCUCACUCUACCUGAUGAGCGAGAAUCGGAAUCAGUCUUUCCGCAUCUCCAUCCUGCCUCAGCAAUACCUGCGGCCUGUGGAGGACGUGGCGUCAGCGCAGGAGGACUGUUACAAGUUCGCCGUGUCGCAGUCCAGCACCGGCACCGUCAUGGGCGCCGUCAUCAUGGAGGGCUUCUACGUGGUCUUCGACCGGGAGAGGAAGCGCAUCGGCUUCGCCGUCAGCACCUGCCACGUGCACGACGAGUUCCGCACGGCGUCGGUGGAGGGGCCGUUCCACGGCGUGGACCUGGAGGACUGCGGCUACAACAUCCCGCAGACGGACGAGUCCACCCUCAUGACCAUCGCCUACAUCAUGGCGGGAAUCUGCGCCCUCUUCAUGCUGCCGCUGUGCCUCAUGGUCUGCCAGUGGCGCUUCACGCGCUGCCUCCGGUCACCAGGGGGCGGUGACUUCGCCGACGACAUCUCCCUCCUCAAGUGAGAGAGGGGGCGGGCGGGAGGAAGCAGGCCGCACGGGAUUUACACGUGGCGGUUGGAGGGUGCUCCUCGCCUCCCCCCGCCCCCAGCUGCCCUGGCCGUGCCUGCGGGGGUGAGGGCGCGGGUAACUCUAGCGGCUCUUUCGCCUGUUGGCGGGAAGGAGGCGAUGUGUAUAGCUAAGUGUUGCUCGGAGUCUGCUGACAGGCCGGGACACCAGCGUCAGCCGGGCUCCCGCGGGGCCCUGAGCAAAGCCUCCCGCAUUCACUGGACCCGCAGCCCGCGAGCCAACAAACAGCUAGCAGCGUGUGUGCAGGGAGUGUGUCCCGGAGGGGUGUGUGUGUGUGUGUGUGUGUGUGUAUGUGUGUGUGUGUGCAUGUGUGUGUGUGUGUGUGUGUAUGUGUGUGUGUGUGCAUGUGUGCGUGCGUGUGUGUGCGUGCCCAGAGGUGUGUAUGUAUAUGUGUGUGUGUGUGUGUGUGUGUGUGUGAGUGCGUGCUUACAGGUGUGUAUGUAUGUGUGUGUGUGUGUGUGUGUGUGGUUACUUAUGGCAUGAGGCUUGCAUAUAACAAAUAAGGACGGAUGGGGCUGGAUAUGCUUAUUAAAUAUGAUGAAUUAUUGUGAUUGGGUGCCAUCCCCUGAAGAACUAUACUGUGGAGGAGGGAUGAAGAUGCUGACCAGCCAAAUUUCAUACAUUUAACGAUCUACUGUACUCAUUAUAAGGGUUAUACAAAUAUACAGAACAUAUAUUUAAAAUGUGAAUAUCAAAUAUAUACAAGGUUGAUGAUACUGACAUUGGAGAGGCGUAGAGCAGGGGUGUCCAGUCUCAUCCAAAAAGGGCUGGUUUUUAUUGUAAUCCAGUACUAAUACACCUGAUGCAACUAAUAAAAUUCUUCAAUGAAGACUGUGAUUAGUUCAUUAGUUUAAUCGAGUGUAGUUGUUCUGGGCUAUAACAGAGAGGAAUAUAAAUAUGAGAGAUGAAACUUCCUGGAUUUCACAUAAUUAUUGCAUUCUGUUUGAAUAUUCAUGUAAAUAUUCAUAUCAGGAUUGUUUUAUGUCAAGAUAAAACAUAUGUCCAUUAUGUUUCCAGGCGAUAUACAGUCUGACCACAAGUUACAUUAUAACAUGGCUGCUCUUGUCAGUACCUCCUCCUAGUUGGAAUAAAAGGCAGCACCCACCCCAGCCCUUUUUGGGUAAGACUGGACACCCCUGGAGAAGACGAGAUGUAUAAACAUAUAGACUUUUGGCAGAUAUCAAGAAAUAAUGAGAUAACGUAUUUAAUAUAAUUAAUAUUAGAUAUAUCCCUGUGUUUUGAAUGGUUCCUUUGAAUAAGAGUGUUUGACGGGUGUACGGGCUGUUUCGCUGACCACAUUAACUUCAUUAAUGAGUGCGCCCACACUCCGGGGCCUCCUUUGUGAGUAAUGGAUAUUAAUAGUGUUGUGAUUGUAGCACAUUAACUGUAUAAAUGUACACAAGGGAGAGAAAAGAGCUAAAAAGAUAUAAAAAGUCUAAAUGAAGCCUACGGGUCAAAAUGGCGCUGUUGACUUGCUGUAAAUAAUAAAGACCUGAUCUGUAUCGAAGGUGAACCUGGCUGUACUGACAAAGAAUAAAAUACCUAGUACCUGUA
Anguilla rostrata (American eel) is the source of this 4009-nucleotide messenger RNA. It is a transcript of the gene bace1, whose product is annotated as beta-secretase 1. Bases 761 to 2392 code for a protein of 543 amino acids. Gene Ontology annotation, cellular component: endosome; trans-Golgi network; plasma membrane. Gene Ontology annotation, biological process: membrane protein ectodomain proteolysis; amyloid-beta metabolic process. The transcript is spliced from 10 exons. Gene Ontology annotation, molecular function: aspartic-type endopeptidase activity. The record is from RefSeq and is a predicted model, not a curated record. Lineage: Eukaryota; Metazoa; Chordata; Actinopteri; Anguilliformes; Anguillidae.